This is a messenger RNA of Paracoccidioides lutzii Pb01, 291 nucleotides long. RefSeq lists its product as hypothetical. The coding region runs from base 1 to 291 and encodes 96 amino acids. The record is from RefSeq and is a predicted model, not a curated record. The transcript has a single exon.
AUGGCCACCUUUGGUCGUGGUCCCUCAUCCGAUGGAACAAGUUCGGAUUUACUCGAACAUCCGCACGCUUCCCGCGUCGAAUUUUCAUUAAUCAAACUCCUUUACCAAUCAAUAAUCCAGCAGCGGUUAUCGUGGGAAACAAUGGCAUCUGAAGCUAGAACAAGACCGCCUGCAGACAUGUUUAUGGACUGCCGCGGAAGGCCACCAAGCGAAAAAAAAAAAGGUCAAACACUUGAAGAUAGUGUGCCUAGACUUCUCAAACGAAUGUGUAGAAAGAAGAUCAGGAAUUGA